AUGAAACUCUCGAAUUCCAGUCAAAUCGCGGAAUCCGCCGCGUGCUAUCACAACGCAGCCACACUGUUCAGCCAGGAACUCACUCCUGAACCAUCAGACGACGAGGAUAUCGUCUACCAGGGGAGAAAAGGCCUCGAUCGCAACGGUCGGACUAUUCAUACCUCAAAGGUAGUCUCAGGAGAAACGGCAGAUGACUGGUUUAUUCCUGGCGCGGAAGACCCAGUUCCCAGCAACGAAGGAGUCAAGACUGAGCUAAAGUGUGAAGACGACCCCCUCGCAUUUCUGUCUGAGUAUCCCGAGGACGACGACUUUUUUUUCGGCCCGCCGCUAGAUCUUAUCACACGCGCCAGAGCUAUUGAAGAUGCGUAUAACCAGAGACUAUUUGAGCCGCCGUUGAAGGCAUCUGCACGGCUGGGCCGGACACACCCAGCUGCAGACAAAGAGAACGCAGACUCAAAGGUCAUUCACUUCACAGGCCGAGAUGAAAUGCCAGAGUCUCCGCUUAACAGUACCAUCCUCGCGUGGCUAAAUGAGACCGAAAUCCCUACUAUUACCACUGCUGUCAGGCCCGUCUCUCAGGUGAAGGUUGUCUCCCAGAAGACAACCACCAAAAAGCCAGACACAAAGGCCCAACGACAAACGGACAGCAGGCCCUCAGAGCGACCAACUAAUCAGGUUAAAGCCGAAAUGCGCCGCCAGAAGAACCGCAGCAAACAGCUGAAGACGAAGACUCCAGCCCCAAAUAGACCUCUCCCACCCCUCCCUGUCUCUACUAUAUCCCAACCAACCACUACAAUGUCGACAGACACAGAGUCAACCACUAAGAAAACAACCGUCAUCAAGCAGGAGCCAGAGAACUCUCCAGCACCCACGGAUCAAUUCGCCUUUCCCAGUUGCAAAGGAGUGCCUUCCAAGGGCGAAACCAUUGUGAAUCCCGCCGCCGACCCACGCCGGCAGCCCAGGCCCCUGUCUCCAGCAUCACCUGGCAGAAGACCGGCCGUUCCUGUCAUCACCUGCCACGCAGAUCAGGAAAUGGCAGACGAGGCCCCGGUCGUACCACCCGCUCCAACAAAGAGUGUCAUUAGCGAAUACACCGGACCCAUUUACGCAGGCCGCGGUCCCUUCUGGGCCGCCCAGUACAAAGACACCGAGACCCAUACAGACAACCCUCUCAAACACCGUCCAACAAAGUCUCUUACUCGCGACGAGGCCCUUGAGGAGCUCGACCGGGCCAACAAACGGAUCUGGGAGUUGGAAAUCGAUGCCUCGCGCAGCGCGUGGAAGCUCGGGUUCGCAGAUGACCAGCUGAGGGACUUUGACGAGGCCCUGAAUAGGAUUGGUCGUCUGGAGAAUACGAUCCGUCGAUUGCAGGCUGAGAAGGCUUGUGCUGUGGACCACCUUGAUCUUUUGGGCGAGGAGAUUCGCAGGUUGAAGGAGAGGAGUGAGUGGGAUGCGUGGCAGCUUGAGUUUGCCCAGCAAAAGAUUAGAGAGCUUGAAGGGGGAGAGCGGUCUUCUGUUUAUCUCAGGAAGCGCAAGUGGGAGUCGCCAUCUCUGUCUCGGAGUAAGAGAGCAAAGGCCAAUGAUGAGGAUUAUCUGCGCAGGCGCGAGACGUGGCAGGAGAGGAAGAAUACGUUUUGGGCGGAGACGGUGCGAUAA
This is a messenger RNA of Aspergillus puulaauensis, 1656 nucleotides long. RefSeq lists its product as uncharacterized. The transcript has a single exon. NCBI's taxonomy places the organism in Eukaryota, Fungi, Ascomycota, Eurotiomycetes, Eurotiales, Aspergillaceae. The record is from RefSeq and is a predicted model, not a curated record. The coding region runs from base 1 to 1656 and encodes 551 amino acids.